AUGUCCAUCGCCGCACAAAAAGCCACCCGGGAUCUCUUGGCCCGAGCGCACUCGCCAGACUCCGUGGAUCGCAUCUACAAAGAAAAAAUCCAGCAUCGCACUCUCCACCUCCGCCCGACAUCUCCUCCUCCUUCCGUCACAAAUGCGCGAGCAGCUCGCAGGAGAGCUCGGCAGCAGGCCAAGGACAAGAAGAAGCAGAAGCCCGCACCCCUGUCCUCCCGCGAGCGGCGCAAGCUAGGCUUCUACGACAUCCCGCGAGACAGGCAAAAGUACGAAAUCUACGAGCCGCUCAAUAAACUAUGGAUGGGCUACAUCUGCGAGAUCCUGGGGGGUGAUGUGUACAACGUGGGACCUAAUGUCGGGGCGAAGCUCGCCAGCGCAGAGUUCCAUGGAGCCAACGUGGAAGUUGUUCGGAGCAGAUGUCCCAGCAGGGUGGGCAUAGCAGGGAUCGUUGUGAGAGAUCGCAAGUUUACCAUGGAGAUCAUCACGAAGAAAAAGGGCGUCAAGGUUGUUCCCAAAGAAGGGACUACAUUUCGAGUUGCUGUGGAGGUUCCUGAGGCGCAGUUAGAUGCUACUGCCGAGCCGUCGAACAAGAAGUUUAUGUUUGACAUUCUCGGCGACCAAAUGAUGGUCCGCUCGGCUGAUAGGGCGAAUCGAAAGUUCAAGAUGCACUUUCUGCCAGAACUUUAA
Messenger RNA from Clonostachys rhizophaga, 690 nucleotides. Lineage: Eukaryota; Fungi; Ascomycota; Sordariomycetes; Hypocreales; Bionectriaceae. The record is from the annotation of a GenBank genome assembly.